ACGUAGCCUGAGCGUCCCCCUGCAGGAUGGACGGAUGAACGAACAACCACGAAAGUACACACGGCGAAUUCUGCUUCUUCUUCUUUUGUUGUUGUUAAUUUCAACUAAGUUCCAUCACAAUGGCGCCUUUUGUGACACUUCUUGGGCCGAUGACUUUGUUUACCGAUAGGAGCUCCAUGCCGGCUCCGCACGGGGUGCGUCGCCUGCGGCUUGCGCGGUCCAAGGACCGCUCCUCUGAGACUUGGCAGGCUCACUCGUCCCACGAAGCACACGUUAUCGGGAAAAUGACGACUGCUCUCGCCUUUGUCGCUUCUGUGCUCACUUUAAUACACGGCUGUUUCGGUGCUGACUCAGAGGAGCGUCUUAUUAAUUGGCUGCUAGGCGAAAACCGCUACAAUCCGCUCAUCCGCCCUGCGGUCAACCCGACCGAGAGGGUAACAGUGAAGCUGCAAGUGUCUCUGGCGCAGCUCAUUAGCGUUAAUGAAAGGGAGCAGAUUAUGACCACCAAUGUCUGGCUCACUCAGCACUGGGUGGACUACAGGUUAUCAUGGGACCCCGCCAAGUACGAGGGAAUCAACAAGCUGCGUAUCCCUUCCAGACACGUCUGGCUUCCUGAUAUCGUCCUCUAUAACAAUGCCGACGGGACCUACGAGGUGACAGUCUUCACCAACGUCAUUUUGCUCUCCAACGGCAGCAUCAGUUGGCUUCCCCCCGCCAUCUACAAGAGCGCCUGCAAGAUUGAGGUGAAGCAUUUCCCCUUCGACCAGCAAAACUGCACACUCAAGUUCCGCUCAUGGACCUACGACUAUACCGAAGUUGACCUGAUCUUAAAAACGGAGGUGGCCAGCAUGGACGACUUCACACCCAGCGGCGAGUGGGACAUCCUGGCACUACCUGGCCGGCGUACGGUCAACCCAUUAGAUGCCACCUAUGUGGACGUCACGUAUGAUUUCAUCAUCAAGAGGAAGCCGCUGUUCUACACCAUCAACCUGAUCAUUCCGUGUGUGCUGAUUACCUCUCUAGCCAUUCUGGUCUUCUACUUGCCCUCAGACUGCGGCGAGAAGAUGACCCUGUGCAUAUCCGUCCUGUUAGCCCUCACCGUCUUCCUGCUCCUGAUCUCUAAGAUCGUCCCUCCGACCUCGCUGGAUGUGCCGCUGAUCGGCAAGUACCUGAUGUUCACCAUGGUGCUGGUGACCUUCUCCAUUAUCACCAGCGUGUGUGUGCUCAAUGUCCACCACCGCUCCCCCAGCACACACACCAUGCCCCCCUGGGUCAAGAUCAUCUUUCUGGUCAAACUGCCGACCUUGCUUUUCAUGAGACGCCCUCAUGAUAACACUGUGCGUCAGAGGCAGCGACAACAGCGAUGCCUCCGAUCGGGGAGCACAAUAAUGGGCUUGGGUUCGCCUGGCGCAUCCAAAACUGUUUUCCCCAAGAUGUCUUCAGCCUUGCCUUCAGACUCUGCCUUCUCCACAGCAGGACUUAAAAGUACAACCCUUCCUCUGGGGUUUAGCCACCCCAACAAGAAGGGCGAUUUGCGGUCCACGGAGUCCGUUCCCAGUGGUCUCUCCUUGACGCAGGACCUAUACCUUCGAAGCAAUUCACACUUGGCUGGCGAUGUCCAAGAGGCUGUGAACGGGGUGCGCUUUGUCGCGGAGCACAUGAUGGCAGAUGAUGAUGACCAAAGUGUGAUAGAAGACUGGAAGUACGUGGCCAUGGUGGUGGACCGCAUGUUUCUGUGGAUCUUUGUCAUUGUGUGCGUGGUGGGUACCCUGGGCCUGUUCCUCCAGCCCCUCUUCCAGAGUCAGGUGCCUCAACAACAACAGCAACCCACCUCUGAGAUGCCUCGCAUUUGAUCAGCAAAUUAUGAUAAUUUUUUUUUAGCAUGAUAGGGAAGAAGUCAUUGUAAAUCUGCGGAACAGCAGGGGAGGAAGAUCAACUCGUUUUAGUGUGUAUGAUCUGCUUUUUCUUUGACUUUUUUUCACAAGACCCGCUCCAAAAGAAGGAAGCGCCUCAAUGAGGGGUGUUCAAAGGAGAACAGCAACACAGUGGUGCCUUCAGA
Molecule: messenger RNA, 2059 nt
Organism: Hippocampus comes (tiger tail seahorse)
Lineage: Eukaryota; Metazoa; Chordata; Actinopteri; Syngnathiformes; Syngnathidae
Gene: chrnb4
Product: cholinergic receptor, nicotinic, beta 4 (neuronal)
Exons: 6
Coding region: 120-1853 (577 amino acids)
Biological process (GO): monoatomic ion transmembrane transport
Cellular component (GO): postsynaptic membrane
Molecular function (GO): transmembrane signaling receptor activity; acetylcholine-gated monoatomic cation-selective channel activity
Source: RefSeq, a predicted model, not a curated record